Messenger RNA from Panicum virgatum (switchgrass), 1170 nucleotides. RefSeq names its product ethylene-responsive transcription factor 3-like. NCBI's taxonomy places the organism in Eukaryota, Viridiplantae, Streptophyta, Magnoliopsida, Poales, Poaceae. The record is from RefSeq and is a predicted model, not a curated record. Gene Ontology annotation, biological process: regulation of DNA-templated transcription. The transcript has a single exon. Gene Ontology annotation, molecular function: DNA-binding transcription factor activity; DNA binding. The coding region runs from base 16 to 969 and encodes 317 amino acids.
CGAGCCGCCGCCGGGAUGCGCGGGGGCGGCGCCGCGCAGGCCCCGCGCCCCGCGCCCCACACCCGGUCCACCGUCUGGACCAGACCUCACCUUCCUUCCACCUCUACCACGUGGGCCCCACACUCCGUCCCCGUCACCGCCCCCGCCGCCCCCGCUCCCCUCUCGUGGUGUAUAUAUUCCCGCGUCUCGCCAGCGGCAUCCUCCCAAUCCAUCCUCUCCUCGCGAGCUCCAACAGCAAUCAAGCUAGAGAGAAGCUUAGGCUGCAAGAAGAAGCCAGCAAGUGGCGAGGACGCGAGCAGGGCAAGCGAGAUCACUCGGACCAAGCGAUCCAUGGCGCCGAGGAGGUCGACUUCGCCGGCCGGGAGCGGCAGCAGCGGCGGCGGCGGCGGCGGCGCGGAGCAGCCGAGGCUGCGCGGCGUGCGGAAGCGGCCGUGGGGCCGGUACGCGGCGGAGAUCCGCGACCCCGUGCGGAAGGCGCGCGUGUGGCUGGGGACCUUCGACACGCCCGAGGAGGCGGCGCGCGCCUACGACGCCGCCGCGCGCAGGCUCCGCGGGCCGCGCGCAGCCACCAACUACCCCGCCCACGCCCAGGACCCGAAGGCGGCGGCCGCGGCGAUUCCGGCGUCGAGCGCUAGCGCGAGCGGGAGCGGGGUGCUGUCGUCGGAGGACGCGUCGUCGUCGUCCUCCUGCCGGGACUCGCCGCUGGCGCCCCCGUCGCUGGACCUGAGCCUGGCGCUCCCGGCCGUGGCGGCCGCGCCGCCGCCGUAUUCGUACCAGCAGCUGUUCCUGGACCCGGCGGCGAUGGUGGCCGCGGCGCCGGCGCUGCUGCAGUUCCUGCCGCCCAAGAGUGAGGAAGAACAGAGCUGCUCAGGGUCGAGCUCCUCCUCGUCGGUGGUGGUCGACGCGGCGCCGGCGGUGGGCCUGGGGCUGGACCUGAACCUGGCGCUCGCGGCCGGGAUGGUGAUGUAGAGACAAGACUAAUGAUUUGGUUAAUUAGUGGCUCCUAGCUCACCGAUCCAGAUGUUCACCCGGUGUAAAUAGUCGGCCCGCAGGGAUUUACUUGUGCAUCUGCGCAGCCAGAUCUCUUUGCUUCCUUUUUGUACCCACAGAUUUCGCGUCCCGCAAAGAUGCGCGCCAACGCAAGAAGGAAGAAACUUUGCCCCAGCCACA